AUGAUCUCCCGUGUAUUCACCCGUUCAUUAGCAUCAAGUCGUGUAUUGGCUGCCGCUGCUCCCAAAAACUCCAAACCACCAAUUCAAUUGUUUGGUAUCGAUGGAACUUAUGCCAAUUCCUUAUAUUCAGCCACUAUUCAACAAUCAGACAUGAACCAAACUUACAACUCCUUAAAGAAAGUUGAAGAUGUCAUCAAGGGAGACCCAAAAUUGGAGGAAGCCUUGACCAACCCGGGCUUGACCAAGGACGAUAGAAUUUCCAUUGUCAAACAAGUCAACAACACUUUACAAUUGGACAACACCACCGCCAACUUCCUUUUGGUUCUUGCUGAAAAUAAUAGAUUGGGCAACUUCCCAUCCAUUUUCAAGAAAUUCGGUUUGUUGAAUGACGCUUACAAUGGGGUUGUUGAAGCUAAAGUCACCAGUGCUAAGCCAUUGGAAUCGAAAGUUUUAAAGAGAUUGGAAUCUUCCAUCGGCGGAAGCUCCUUUGUUGGGCAGGGCAAGACUUUGAAAUUGAAGAAUGAAGUUAACCCUGACAUAAAAGGUGGGUUGAUUGUUGAAGUUGGUGAUAGAAUUGUUGAUGUUUCAAUUGCAAACAAGGUUGCUAAAUUGAACCAAACUUUGAGAGAAAACUUGUAA
Messenger RNA from Lodderomyces theae, 639 nucleotides. It is a transcript of the gene ATP5, whose product is annotated as F1F0 ATP synthase subunit 5. Gene Ontology annotation, biological process: proton motive force-driven mitochondrial ATP synthesis. The record is from RefSeq and is a predicted model, not a curated record. Lineage: Eukaryota; Fungi; Ascomycota; Pichiomycetes; Serinales; Debaryomycetaceae. Gene Ontology annotation, molecular function: proton-transporting ATP synthase activity, rotational mechanism. The transcript has a single exon. Gene Ontology annotation, cellular component: membrane. Bases 1 to 639 code for a protein of 212 amino acids.